AUAUUGAAAUUGAGAUUGUUGGCGUGCUAUUCCUUCAUCUAGUUCACUAAUAACAAACACCAUGGUACCUUUUAAUCAAAACAAUUCUUUUCUACAUCACAAUAUAGCACAAAACAUGUUCUUCUUCACAUACCUUAUACUAUUCCUACUUGCCUCACUAUUUUUAGGCAUAGUACUUGUUUACUUUCUGAUAUGCUUCCAUACCCUAUUUCAAGAACCAAUUAUUCUUGCUUUAUCUCGCUUAAACAAAAAAAAUGGCCCUUUGAUUAUAUGUAUAAGGAUAUUAAUGUUCACCUGUUUGGUGUUGUGGAUAUACAACAUUAUUUCCAUUAUAUAUAGCUGCAGGAUUUUUCAUGUACCAAUCAAUUGGAGUGAUGGGGUUGCUCUCAAUUUCCUAAUUCUUCAAGCUUCUCUCAUGGGAUUUUCACUAUUUGCAUGGAUGGUGUUGGACAUAUUACACCCUGUAAUAAUGGAGAACAUCUCUGUUGGGAAGAUUAUCAAGACUGAAGAAAUAAUGCUCCAGGAAAGGAGAUUGCAUAUGGAGGAUCAUCGUAGGAUUUUACAGGACGAGGUUGCAGACCUGACAGCUAAAAUGAAGAAAAUGAAAAUGGAUUUCCAGAUGGAAGCUAAUAGGGCUCAGACUGCAGGAGCUAUUGUAUCGGAAUUAAAGAACCAGUUUGAUGAAUUUCGUCGUAAAUAUGAUCGUUUGUUUGAUUACAAUCAAACACUUCGGAACCAGUUGCAGUCAAUAAGCCACGAGGUCCAGAAAAUUGACGAGUCAAAUGGAUGGUCUAAUUUUGAGAAUAGUGGAAAAUGUGUAGAUUUUGAGAAUGUAACGGAGACAGCAGCAGAUUGUGGUGAGUACCUUUCCUCUGCCACUCAAUCAUCGUCCUCGCCCAGACACCGUAGGCCAAUUUAUCAGUGUUGACGACAACUAACCAACUUGCUUCCGCUGAAAGAUGCUUUUCUAUGUAAGUAUAACUUUUGUAAAUUCUCCCAAGAGAACCGAUGACCGAAAGUUGGACGUGCAUAGACUUGAGCUUUUAUUUCUUCAUUUUUUUUUUUUUUGUUUUUUGGUUACUCCAAAGGUGAAUAAAAUAGGCGUUUUCACCUUGCUUCUUUCCUGUAGAGUCAUUUAUUAUUUGUCUCUGUCAUCAAGCUCAAUUAAGCAUCCUUCAUUUUCCUUGUUGCUAUGAAUACUCACAGGCUGAACUUGUCCAGCUUAAAGAAACAAGCAUCACAUUUAUUGGUAAAUGCCACUGAAGUCCAAGAAAUAACAGGGCUUAUUGAAGGGCCUCUGAACUUUGUUAA
Lycium barbarum (goji berry) is the source of this 1311-nucleotide messenger RNA. RefSeq lists its product as uncharacterized. Gene Ontology annotation, biological process: endoplasmic reticulum to Golgi vesicle-mediated transport; intracellular protein transport. The transcript is spliced from 2 exons. Gene Ontology annotation, cellular component: endoplasmic reticulum; endoplasmic reticulum membrane. The coding region runs from base 62 to 928 and encodes 288 amino acids. The record is from RefSeq and is a predicted model, not a curated record. NCBI's taxonomy places the organism in Eukaryota, Viridiplantae, Streptophyta, Magnoliopsida, Solanales, Solanaceae.